CCAACCUCCAACGUGUUUUUUGUUGCUAACUGCUAACAGCAGAAAUGCUGUGUAGGUUAGAGAAUAAUUAUUCUUUUAUUUUUUAAAACCAGACGUGAAACGAUUUUAAUUUUAAUGGAAUAAUCAUUUAGCUAUCAUAUUAAAAGCGAAGAGAAGCUUUGUUAGCUCAACCCUGAACUGGCUCAGAAAGGAGGGGGUUGCAGCUGGGGGAAGAUCGUGCAUGCAGGGAGAGCCCUUCGUCUUCUGGAAAACACGCCGGUAUUAUUAGGCUGAAACUGCUGCAUCCAGGUGAGGAGUUGAAAGCUGCAGCAGGAAGGGAAGGGCUGCUUACCUGCCGAUCUCUUUAACUCCACGAACCACUAAGAACAGGACAGAAUGGAUGAAGUAAAGCCUGCUUCUGUCAGUGUGACAAAACAUGCAGGGGAAGGAACCCCUGAACCAGUCAGGAUCAUUCCCAUCCCAGCCCAACCAGUGACCACACCAUCCAUUCCCAUUAAGCCCGCAGGAACGACUUUGGGCUUUGCAGUUAAUGGUCGACCCAUUCAUCUGCUACCUGGAGGUAAUGGUGCAGAGCUGAGGCUGCAGUCUCAUCCUGAAGGUUCGGCCAGUGGCUUCACUACCAUCCAGAUCCCUGUCACCCUGACCCUCCACAGUCCCUUAGGAACCCGCUACAUAAACACCACAGCCUCUCUGACUUCCUCUUCCUCCUUGGCUCGUCCACCUCCUUCUCCUGUUGUUGUUCCUUCAUGUCCUCCAGGAUCUGGACCUGUCCCCAUCAUCACAGGCGUGGUUUCGGGUGAGGCAGCCAAGAAGGUUCUGAAUGACCACAGUGUGAACCUAAAAUCCCCUUCUCAGAAGUCAGAAAAAACUCGCCCCUCUGCUGAAACCUCAAGCCCGAAACCCAAGAGAUCCAGUUAUAAACCUCGUCCAAGCAGGUUCGCAGCGCCUGAAAAACUGCUGCGCAAAGGUGAGAUCGGAGCUGCUGCUCCUCCCGACUGUCAGCUCUGCAAAUCUCAGUACAAGCUCAUCACAGAGCUGCGAGGAUUUAUGUGUAUGUGUUCCCCCGCCAUCGCUGAAGGUCUGAUUAAUAUGAAAAAGCAGAGGUUGAAACGCCUCAGAAGGGUCAGAUUUCUGAAGAAGGCCUUUCAGCUCAGUAGAGAACCUCCGUUCUCCGCCAAGGAACCCCACAUUCAACAAGCAGUUUUCUCUCCACCUAAAGUCCUCACUCCUCCUCGGAGAAUUCGCACAUAUUCUGAUGACAGCCAGUCAGAUGAGCAUAGCGGCUCUACGAGCCCCACCCUCAGUCCAGGCGGCCAGUUACAACUAGCAGACUAUCCUCCCAGUAAACUGGUGAUAAUGGUGGAGGAUUUCUUUUAUGGCCGUGCCCCUGGAAUCAGCACAGAUAAAGAAAGUCUGCUGGAGUUCAGAGAAGGGUUCCACUGCAUCCACUGCUCCACCGUGCUCAGCAACAACAUCAGGUUGAUGGAUCACAUGCAGCAGCACAUGUUCACGUUGUCUCAGGGAGACGGGCAUGUCGACGAUGGAUCCACCUGUCCAAAGUGUUUCCGUAUUUUCUCAUCUCCGCUCAGUUUAGAGUCCCACAUGAAAGAUGUCCACAGUGAGGACGAGUUAACAGUGAUUUGCAAGAUCUGUGAGCUCUCGUUUGAAAAUGAACCUGCCCUCCUCUAUCACAUGAAGAGCACUCAUCAACCAGGAGAGAUGCCCUAUGCCUGCCAGGUGUGCGAGUUUCGGUCGUCCUUCUACUCUGACGUCUGGUCCCACUUCAGAGAGGCUCACUCUGACACCAGAGACCUGCUGUGUCGAUACUGCCUCAAAGUUCUGCACAGCAGCACCUGCUACCAGCAGCAUUUUGCCCGGCAUCAGAAAAAACAGAUGCUCAGCUGUGACAAGUGUCGACUUCACUUCCUGUAUGUUAGAGAACGGGCAGAACACAAAGAGUUGUAUCAUAAAACUCACGUCACUCCCCCUCAGCUUAGUGGACUCAAACCUGGAACCAAGGUUACUGUUCGGAUGUAUUCUGUAGUUGGAGCGUCUGAAAGGAACAAGGAGCUGAGCAAAUUGUACAUUCCCUCAAAGGUGGUCGAUGUUGCCCCACUCCCCGUCGAACCGGAAGUUCCCGAGGAGAGACCAGCGGAACGUCUGGGAACGCUUCUCUCUGGUCUCAAGGCUGGAAGUGACUUUGACCCAUCUCAGCGCUGCGUGGAGUGCCUGAAAUCGGUUCAAGAGCUUGACAGCCAUUUCCCUACGCUGGUUCACUGCUCCUUCUGCAAGUUCACCACAUGUUGCUCCAACUCCUACGCCAACCACAUGAUCAAUAAUCACACCAUAUGGAAAGAACCUCCGUUUCCAACCGUCUUCCAGUGGAACACAAGGAUGCCAGAAGUUCUUAGAUGUGAUUCGUGUCCAUUUUCCACUUUCAAAGGGGAUAUAAUGGCCAAUCACAUUACAGCGAGACCAGAUCACGUCUGUGUCAUGGUAACAGAUAAAGAGGAAACUUUGAAUCAGGACAAGAUUCUCAAAAAUGAGUGCUCCCCGGUCAGGCAGAACCUAAGCAAUGCUAAUGGAGUCUUCGUCCCGAUUCAACUCGUUCCACAUGUUCAGCCGUCCCCUCAGCUGUCAGUCAAAGCCCUGAGCGCCGCUUUCUCUCCUCCCUUCACACCAGCCAUGACCAUCCAGAUAACGGGGGUGGGAAAGCAAAGGGUCAGUCCUCUGACCCACGAUCAGCUCGUCAUCGUCCUCUCCUCUUUGUGUCACGGCAUUGCUGAGACGGCUCGGCGCACCAAGGUGUCUCCCGCCACCAUCCGGUUCUGGAUCGCCUUGCAGCAGCGCGGCCUGGCGCAGACAAGAUGGAGCUGGAAAACAGACAAGAUGGCGGAGUGGGUCCUGAAUCGCAGAGAGCAGCAGCUGAGCGUGACGGAAACCGUCCUGCUGCUGACGGCCAGGUCCACUCUGGGCGAGAGCACUCGGGUGGAGGAGUGCUACAGCUGGACGAUAGACUUCAUGCUGAGGCACGACCUGGGGCUGCAGACCACCAACAACAACAAGCUGAGGAGCAUCCAGGAGGAGAGCCGCAGCUUCAUUCUGUCCAUCUACACACAGAUUCAAAGAGGAGUCCUGCCUCUUCACUGCUGGGGCUGCAUGGACGAGCUUCCCAUCUUCAUCAACUUGGACCUGUUCUCCAAACAGGACCCCUCUGCCUUCCAGCUGUUUGGGGCGCCUGAGGACAAACCCAUCUACGACAUCGUCCUAUCUGCCCUGUCGGACGGCAGCCUCCUGCCCCCUCUGUUGUUCUUCACAGGAACUGCAUCGAGCAUCCCGGAUGGGUUUCCUGACAACGUGCUGCUGGAAGCCCGAGAGGAAGGAUUCACAGAGGAGGAGCGUCUGAAAAUCUGGAUUGACAAGGUGUGGCGGCCAUGCGUGACUUCCAAACAAAACGAUGACUCUUUCUUAAUGAUGGACGUCCACCGAGGUCACCUCAGCCAAGCGUUCAGAGAGAAUCUGUCCGCCUGCAACACUGACAUCGCCUUCAUCCCCGCAGGGUGCAGCUGUCGGCUGCAGCCGCUCGAAAUCUGUGUGACACAGGUGCUGCGGGAUUUUCUGCAGGCCAGAUGGUGUCAGCUGGUCUCUGAUGGAGGACUCGAUGGUCUAGGCUUAGAUCAGCUGGCUCUGACUAUUGCUUGUUGGCUCAGUGAAGUUUCCUCCACUCUGAACUCGCAGAUGGAGAUCCUGCGGAGGUCGUUCACAUUAGCAUGCAGCCUGCAGUACCUGGAGAAUCGAGGAGAGGCAGCCAGGUUGAUCAGAGCUCUGACAGACGCUCUGUCCCAGCCCCCAGGGUCUGGGUCACAAGGACAUUUACCAGCACCACAGACUGAAAGGAGACUGCUGUUACUGGUGAUGCAGGGGAAGAAAAACGGUGGGAAUGUAGAGGAGAACUUCAAAGGCACACUGAUGGAGGUCUGCAGCCCAUCAGCUCUGCGUCAGGUGUUUAACAGCGAAAGCGAUGGCGAGUCGUUCCAUGGUUUCACUGACGUCUGAGGCCUUAGUCCUGAGACUCUAUUAGAUAAUACUGAGUAUGAGCAUGCAAACAAUUUGGCUUUAAUGCAAAAAAUGAUUAAGAUGUUUCAUUCAAAGCAAAUAGUCCAGAAAUGGCUGACUGGAAUAGAUAAUAGUCUGAUAUGAGAUAAAGGCAUGAAUAACUCCCCUGUUACAGGGCUUAAUUUGUCUUGUUAUAUCGAUAAAGAAAUAUAAAGUUACCAGAAUAAUAAAAAACAUAUUGACCAGUUUAGACAUAAUUCUACUGUAAACUGAAGAUUGUAUGUUUUAUAAAGGAAUAUAUAUAAAAGAAAAACAGUCAGAGCUGAUCUUCUAACAUCAACUAAGCCCGGUUUGUUUAUCUCUCCUUCAUAAUUAAACCUUUAACAGCCUCCGUUCAACAAAUAGAGCUUUUUAUGUAUGUUAAGGCUUCAGAUAUAGAUAUUGAUCUAUAAGCUUCUGGUGGAAAAGUGAGUGUAUAAAUAAGAAAUAUGUAAAGGUUGUUUCCCACUGCUGUCUGUAAAUUAACUCUAUUUUUUGGUACUUUUUUCAGGAAUUCUGUAAUUUUUGUAGUAUAAUAAAACAAAUGUUCCCUCUGA
Molecule: messenger RNA, 4652 nt
Organism: Cyprinodon tularosa
Lineage: Eukaryota; Metazoa; Chordata; Actinopteri; Cyprinodontiformes; Cyprinodontidae
Gene: pogza
Product: pogo transposable element derived with ZNF domain a
Exons: 26
Coding region: 376-4056 (1226 amino acids)
Biological process (GO): regulation of DNA-templated transcription
Molecular function (GO): DNA-binding transcription factor activity, RNA polymerase II-specific; RNA polymerase II cis-regulatory region sequence-specific DNA binding
Source: RefSeq, a predicted model, not a curated record